Messenger RNA from Leptosia nina, 810 nucleotides. Lineage: Eukaryota; Metazoa; Arthropoda; Insecta; Lepidoptera; Pieridae. The record is from the annotation of a GenBank genome assembly.
AUGCCGCGAGAUCGUGGAAAGGCUCGUAAUAGAGAUAGACGAAGUUCUUCGUAUAGCUCGGAGUCUUCACAUGAGCGUAAAAAGUCAAGAUCGAAACAUAAACGGCGCUCGCGAUCUAGAGAUUCAAGAGAACGGUCGAUAACCAGUAGCCAUAGAAGAAAGCGCUCUGACUCUAAGUCAAAACUUAAAAGACGAACUUACUCAAGGAGUACUUCGAGGGAGCGUUAUGAAAGUAAAUCUAGACGCCGAUCACAUUCGCAUUCCCAUUCAAAGAGAUCCAAAUAUUCACGUGACCGAUCCCGAUCAAGAACGAACUCCCAUGAUCGUAAAUACAGUCGAAGUAGCAAAAAGAACAAAAAGUAUUCACCAUCUAAAAGCAGAUCAAAUUCCUUUGACAUUGAACCUCGAAUACAUAAAGGAAACCAUGAUGAUACUGACAUAAAGGUGGAAAAAGCAAUCAAAGCAGCAGAAGCUGUAGGAUUAACUAUGACCAAAAUACCAACAUAUGAGUAUAAAGAGGUUGCAGUUAAAGAAGAUAUGCCUACAAUACAUGAUAGGAACCUCUUGAAUGAACUGAAUAAUGACUCCUUUGUGCAGAAGGCAUUCACAUCAUCUCGUAGUAAAAAACAAAAUAUAGUCAUUGAUUUAAAUGCUGAAACUGUUAAAGUCCCAGAAGCAGAACAUAAAGCCAAGAAGGAUGAUUCCAUUAUUAAUUUUGAUGAGUUACCAAGUCAAGAAGAAUUGAAAGAAAUGUGGAUCAAAAAAUUAUAUCAAUAUAGGAGGAAAACAUUGAAGGAAGAAAUAACAUAG